This is a messenger RNA of Python bivittatus (Burmese python), 2501 nucleotides long. Lineage: Eukaryota; Metazoa; Chordata; Lepidosauria; Squamata; Pythonidae. The record is from RefSeq and is a predicted model, not a curated record.
CGCUUGGAAAGCAGGGAGAGUGUUGGGGGCAAGAGACGGGGUUUGGCGGAGGGGAGGCAGGGCAGUCGUUCGGGCGACGAGUGUGCAAGGCACGGGCCACGCCAGACCCAUCACCUUCUUCUCUCCCCCCCACCGCAUAGGUUUUACAAGUUGCAUGAGCGGAAGUGUGAGCCCAUUGUGAUGACGGUUCCCCGUAAGUCGGACCUCUUCCAGGACGACUUGUACCCAGACACCCCCGGCCCCGAGCCGGCCCUGGAGGCGGAAGAGUGGCUGUCGGGGAAAGACGCGGAGCCCAUCCUGGUUUCCCUGCGUGAUGGCUACGUCCCUGUCAAGAACCGGGAGCUCAAAGUCAGUAAGAAGAACAUCCUAGACAGCAAGCCCCCGCCCGGCUCCCGGCGGAGCCUGUCCAGCUGCGACUCCAAUUUUUCUACCUCCACCCUUGAGGACCUCUUGCAAGAAAUCCGCUCCCUGCGCCAGACCAUCCAAGAUCACGAGAAGCGCAUCACUGACCUGGAAAACACGCUCUGCGAACUCGCGGAUGUGACAGACUAGCAUCCUCCUUCCGCACCCAGGACACUGGCCCCGGAGACAGAGCGUCUCCUCCGUCCCCCUCGUCUUCUGCUUCUUCUUCUGCCGCUCAGCGGGCGUUUGUAGAGGCUGUUCCCCCGCUGCCAGGAAAUGGCCCCUGCUCUCUGCUCAGCCCCUCCGCCCCGCCCUGCCCCACCCCGCCCCGCCCCGCCCUGCCUCCGGGCCGCCUGGGCUUUGGGGGUGCAAGUGGGGUUCAGAGACACGGCCCUCCCUGGACUCUGCUGGGUGGAGGUGGGGCAGCCAGUCUCCCGGGGGCUGCGCUGUGAUGCCGACCCUUCUCUCGGCCUCCGGGGAUGGGGCAGGUGGGGGGGUCGUGAGCCACACGCGUGGUGUGAGUUUUGCAGUGCAACAGAGGAAGAGCCAGACACUUAGAUUUGCAGUGUCAGAGAUCAGUCUGGGUCUGUGGAGAGGGAGGGAGAAGGGGGGGCCAGACCCUGCGGGCAGGGGAUUGGUUUUACUGGGGGGGCCAAGAGGUUCUCCAGCCCCUGCCCGGGAAGGGGGGCACUGUGGCCCUGGAACGCUGGCCUGAGCUCUGACCAUUAGCUUCCUUGGCCUCCUCUCCGGGGGGGGGGUCUGCAGACAUUGCUUUCUGCAAUAAAUUGAGGGGUGGGUCGCCUGCGGCCUGUGGAGAGGAGCGCUUUGGAGUUUUCCAUCUCCACCACUGGACGUUGUGCUGAUGGCACACGCCCAGAUGUGCAACGGAGGGUGGAGGAGCAAGGGUGCCGGGUUACAGCAGCACGCCCCCACCCCCCACCCCUGCUUGUAGUGCCAGGUGGCAACCUCUCUGGUUGCGGGGGGAGAGAGAAAGUAGGGCCAUUGCUCAUUUGCAAACGCUGAUAAAAAUAUACGUGGCUCAUUUCCAGUUGCUGACCAGACUCUCCGACUCUCCGUUGUCUUCUUUUGCGGGAUAAAAUGGGCACGCAAUGAAGCGUGCGAGGAAAGUGAUCCAGCUGGGGCCCAGCUGGAUGCCCUUGAGGGGAGCCUCGGAGGACGGCCACGUUCUCCCUCCGUGCACAGCCACUGCCCCAGAGGCUCGGGAGGGAACCCCAGCUAUCCCGCCUGGCCGGGGCUCACGGAACUGAGGGACGGAAACAAGCCAUCCGCUGCUCUGUCGGCCCUGCAUCUUGGCAGGCGGUGCCGGGGCGCUGGCACGGGCACCAGGGGUUGGAUUCAACCUGGCCGUUCAAACUCUCUGGGCCGUUCCUGCAACCUGCCGCUGCUGCUCGAUGCGGGACCCACGUGUGUGAGUUGAUCAGUGUUUGGUUAUAAAUGUCCAUUUAAUUCUCGAGCUUGAACCAAGUACCAGGGGGUCACGCUGGCAAACCAGGAUGAAGCCGUUUUUAAACGUUUGCCGCUUGUGGUAGGAGAAUGAGAAUUGGCUGUUGGGUUGGUAGGAAGAGAUGGCGAAGAAUCAGGAGGAGUCUGGUAGCAUCUCUUCCGACUAAUACAUUUUUUAAAAAGGCAGACGCUUUUUUGAGCUGCGGCCCAUUUUUGCAAAACCAUUAGGAACUGUUGAACUGUUCCUAAAGGGAGAAUAAGGUGAGCAAAAUAAUAGCAAAUUAUCAUUUACAUGCUGGCUGGGGAAUUCUGGGAGUUGAAGUCCACACCGCCUAAAGUUGCCAGGGUUGGGAAACACUGGCCUAGACCCUGCCCCAGGUCAGAUGAAACGCAUGAACGCUCACAAAAGCGUCUGCCUUUGAAAAAAAAUUGUCGAUCAGAAAAGAUGCUUCCAGACUCCUGGUUUUUGCAAAACCAUCAGGACUUUUGGCUUGUUCCAAAAGGACAAUCAGGUGAACAACGUACAAUAACAAAAUAUAAUUUAAAUCCUACACCCGUCUGUCUGGUCUGCAUCUGAGAGAGGAAGCUGCAGCUCACGAAAGCGGAUGCCUCUGAAUAAAAUACUUUAAUCGGAA